This is a messenger RNA of Homarus americanus (American lobster), 1343 nucleotides long. RefSeq names its product cuticle protein 7-like. The coding region runs from base 89 to 463 and encodes 124 amino acids. The transcript is spliced from 3 exons. NCBI's taxonomy places the organism in Eukaryota, Metazoa, Arthropoda, Malacostraca, Decapoda, Nephropidae. Gene Ontology annotation, cellular component: extracellular matrix. The record is from RefSeq and is a predicted model, not a curated record.
AGCUCGACAGCCACUAACCAUCUACUACUAGAGCUUGUCUUCUCCUGACAACUACCUCCUCCUCCUCCUCCCAACACACACAAGAGAGAUGGCUGCAUCAAAGCAGAUGGUUUUCGUGAUGGUACUGAUGGGCGUGUGGGCGUCUUGCCUUGGCGUACCGCAGUAUCCUCCCCCCCACCCACCACGCUACACCCCAGCCCCCUCCUACAAGGAGCCGGCACGCCCCUACAGCUAUUCCUACUCUGUUAAUGAUGAAUACAAGGGCCUGCACAUCAGCGCUGAUGAAACCUCCAAUGGGGCCAGCGUACAGGGGUCGUACCAGGUAGCCCUCCCGGACGGUCGCCUCCAGAACGUAGCCUACAACGCCGACCACUACGCCGGGUACAACGCUGAUGUCACCUACACCGGGGAGGCCCAGCACCCACACGAAGCUCCCCGGUAUCCCCUGCCCUAUCGCGGCUAGACCUACCAUAUCCAACCCUCUCCACCUGGUCUACUCUGUUAUGGCUUCUUUAGCUUCCAGCUCUCUUAAUUAGCUUCGCAAGUACUAUUCAGUAUUAAAUGAAGUCUUCAAAACAGUAACUUUUACAUUUCUUUAACGAAAAUAUUAGAAACUUCUUCAUUGAACCUACCAUCAAAGGGAUUACUCCCCGCCAUAAACAAUGGCACCAUUUAUUGAGGUUAGAAUUGCUUCAGCGAUCUAUACUAAAUUGUUCUACUUGUUUUGUUAAUUCCUACAAAGAGGCGAGAUCAGUCACCUGACCUAUGAAGCUUCAUUGAUCUGUCGGUGGAGUUCAGCGCUUGUGACGCAAAUCGGUGCAUGAUGAACUAGUUAAGAGUCAAGGCAGCGGGUGUGACGGGUCAGCUGUGUCUAGCCACCUGAGCAACACCUUGUGGCCGUAACUUCCCUCACCCACGACCGCCAGAACCACAUACGCCCACAAUCGCACACGUGACCUUCACACCAUCAUAGAAAUCCAAGAACAUUUUCUUGGUCCACUAACGCCAGGAAACAGUCCCACCACAAGUAUCAACACCCACGCCCACUAACACAGUCACCAAAAAUAUGACACCCACGUGCACUACUAACACACGCCCAUCAGAAGAACAAAAUUAUUUCCCUUCACGUUAACUGCACACUGACAACCACUACACCCUCCCACACCCAAUACACACACUACGUCCCACACACUCAAUGGGCAUCCAGUAUACAGUACUCCCAUUGCCAUACACACGUCGCUGCCGUCUUUCUUGCUAACUUGCUUUGUUGUGGAUAAAUUUUGUUUAUUGUUGAAUACUGUUGCACAUUUUCCAAUAAAAGUUAUUAAAAAUGUUAAAAUUGA